AAUGUCUUCUCCUACCUCAGCAGACGGGGGAAAACCACCCACAAAAACUCUAUUUUGUCCUCCGUCUCUAUCUCUCUCUCUCCAAAAAAAUUUCAACGCUUAAAAGUCUAGAAAUUUAGAAGUCUCUCCACCAAGAGAAAAUAAAAUCAGAAGAAGGGGCAAAUUUAGAGAGAAAGAGAAGUGGGGGAGAGAGAGAACAGCAAAUAGAGAUCACAUGGAUUCCGAUCUAUGGAUCGCUCGUCUCGCCGCAGCAAAGAGGCAUUUCUCCCUCCAUCAACAUCAAAACUCCCAAUUAGAUCGAUUGGGAAUGGAUGAUUUCGAGGUCGAAGAGGAGAUUAGGCCGGAUUUUGCUUGCCCUUAUUGCUACGAGGAUCAGGACUUGGCGUCGAUUUGCAAUCAUUUGGAGGAGGAGCAUAGGUUGGAGUCAAAAGUUGCGGUCUGCCCGAUUUGUGCUGUUAAAGUUGCACGAGACAUGUUGAGCCAUAUCACCAUGCAACAUGGGCACCUAUGUAAGAGACGUAGAAAAUUACGCAGAGUUGCUAUUCCCAACAGCCAGGCACUUUCUCUACUUGGAAGAGACCUUCGUGAAGCUCACAUGCAGCUUCUUUCAGGAAUCGGUGGUUACCAAUCAAACAACACUGCUGGAUCAACUGCAGUUACUGAUUCAUUACUUUCAUCAUUUGUCUUAAAUUUCCCAACAUCAGAAGUUGAAGACCCAUCAAAAUCUACCAUAUUCUCUGCAGAACAAUUUAUCAGUAGCAGGACAACUCCUUUACCAACUUGGAAAUCAAAUCUCAAUCUUUCUCUGAGUCGCGAGGAGAGGGAGCGAAAGCAGAAGCAGGUUAUGUUCACUCAAGACCUGCUUCUCUCCACUUUGUUUGGGGAUUAACUGAAGCAGUGAACAAAUAGGCUCUAUUGGCACAUGAAGGCAUUAUUUAUUGCUUCGAGUUGCGUCGACAGUGCAUCAAAUUCUUGAUAAAUGAUUUUCCGCUGAAUCUAAAAGUUGCAGUAUACAGUCCAGGAGCCUUAAUGCUGCAUGUUUAUGGGACAAUCCUGAGGGUGCCUCUGUUCUUAUGUAUUGAGGCAGUGAUGGAUGACGUCUCUUUCAACUGAAUUCAACUCUUGUCUAUGCGAUAACAGUUUUUACAUUCCAAAACUUUAUUUUUAUGAAGUGAUUAUAUGGCUUGAUGAGCUUAAUAGAUCUUGUUUGUUGCAAACUGAAAAUCAACCAGAGGGGAAAAAAAUAGAUUUUAUGUAUUUAUUACUUGUAAAUUGGGUGUCGGGGGCAAUUUUGA
Messenger RNA from Asparagus officinalis (garden asparagus), 1295 nucleotides. Its product is annotated as protein DEHYDRATION-INDUCED 19-like. Lineage: Eukaryota; Viridiplantae; Streptophyta; Magnoliopsida; Asparagales; Asparagaceae. The record is from RefSeq and is a predicted model, not a curated record. The coding region runs from base 215 to 889 and encodes 224 amino acids. The transcript is spliced from 5 exons.